UCAAGCCAUCGCUUGAAACACAAACUUCAUGGUGAACCUCAUUUUUUCGAAAACCAAAUUUGAUUAUUAAGUAGGAGCAGAAGAAAGCAGUUGCUGAUGGCUGUUCUGUUGAGUAGUUGCAGAGCUAAGUGUAGUUAAGGAGGGAAUAAUUUACCCUUAUUUUUUAUCUGAUAUUAAAUGUAUGUUUGAAAAUAUUAAGAAAACAUUGGAAGUCGCAGGAUAAGCUAUAUUAGCUCCCCUUUCUGUGUCUAAAAUCUAGGUUCAGUCCUACCACUAACGUAAACAUGGAGAGCGUAAACAUGACGAGUGUGCACUUGGGGAAAAAUCAUAUAUGACUGAUAAAGAGAAAAACACAAACAUGAAUCUUUAAUAAUUUAUGUUUUUAUCAAAUUCUGUUUGGCCAACAGGCCGCACCCAAAUCUAGCUACAUACAUGCAAUAUGUGAAAAAAGUUUACUUGUGAAUCAACUGCCUGUCAGAUGAUUCAUUCUGUUACUAUAUGAUUUAAAAUCUGAACUGAUAGACUACGUUUUCCAUGUACACUUAAAUGCAGCAACGUGUUACUCGUUGUUUCCGCUUCUAUAUGAAGCCCAGGAGUACCCGAUCAAAGUGGUCUUGCUGCUGCUGCACUCAAUGCUGAUGUGGUUUGGAUUCAGUGCCAAAUAUAGCAAGGUCAAGCCACCGACCAUUUCUGAUAACAAAAAAACUCGGAAGAAGGGAAGCAGCAGCAGCAGUAGGUCAGGGGAAGAGGGAGAGUUCAUGAUUGGAUGGGGAGGGAAGUGUUACAUUAUAGGUAUUGUGAUGGUGGAGACAUGGGGGCAGCUGUUGCAUCCUUACUUUCUUGGUGACAAGCUUCCAUUUGCGCCGCUCUUGUUGAUCUCCAUUUACUGUGGGGUAGAGGUAGUUUACUCCUGGGUGUGGCAGCUAAAGCGGAUAAUGGCUGACUGAUAAAGAGUUUUGAGUUCAGUGAGAUUAAGCAUGGAUGGUGACGACCGUCGCACUUUGCAGAAGAGGUUGCAAGUGGACCGAAGAUUCUGAGAAGGAAGAUUUAAUGUGUUAUCUCGGUUUCUUUAGUUUUCUUCUUCUGGAAUGCGAAUGUGUUCAUUUUGCUCCUUCCAGAGUUUGAGUUGAAGGGAAAAGGAAAGGGAAAGAAGAUGGUUCAAUUAGUUUCUUUUUGUUGGCGUUGUGGGGUUUAAGAAUUUGGCUUGAGUAAACUUUGUGGGUUGUGUUAGGAGAAGCCAGGAAAGUUCCCUGCAGAAGAUCGAGAAGCAGCCAGCCAUUCCAUGAUCUCUCAGUCUGUUUGCUUUCUUAUUCAAUUCUCGCUUUAGUUAGUUUGCUUCCUUAAUCCAGCGAGAAGAGAAGCGCAGCUGUGUAACUGUGAAUGAAUGGCAGUCCCAUUUUGUGCCUGAAAUUGACCUUUUGGAUCUCUUUUGAGAUCGUGCAUUUUUUUGAAUCAUGAAGAGCUAGUAUAGUGAUAAGUCUGCAAUUUCAGACUAAUUCCCUGCAUAUAGUCAGUCUUCGUCAGGCUAUGUUAACGCUGUCGGAUUUUUUUUAUAACGGGGCAAACGAAAAUACUGACUGAGCUGAAAGAAAGCUUGAAAAAGACA
Molecule: messenger RNA, 1606 nt
Organism: Linum trigynum
Lineage: Eukaryota; Viridiplantae; Streptophyta; Magnoliopsida; Malpighiales; Linaceae
Source: the annotation of a GenBank genome assembly